Messenger RNA from Lachancea mirantina, 891 nucleotides. NCBI's taxonomy places the organism in Eukaryota, Fungi, Ascomycota, Saccharomycetes, Saccharomycetales, Saccharomycetaceae. The record is from the annotation of a GenBank genome assembly.
AUGGCCAGAGAUAAGAGUGUAACGUGGAAAAAAGUCGACCCCGACACAGUUGAUUUAAAGUCCUGUAAGGCUGCCAUUGUGGGUGGAACUGGUGGUUUAGGACGUGCUUUGGCAAGAUAUCUCGUUAGCAGAGGCGCUGUGGUUACUGUAGUGGGACAGACAUUUCGGGAUGCAGAUAUUAAGGGUUUAAGUUUCAUCAAAGCCGACCUGGGACUCGUGAGUGAGGCCAAGAGAAUCGCAUCUGAAUUGCCAGCUGAGGAGUUGGACCUGGUGGUUUUCACUACGGGCAUCAUCGCUGCCCCGGCUCGGCAAGUAACGUCGGAAGGUAUCGAGAAAGACAUGGCAGUAAGCUAUUUGAGCAGAUAUGUCAUUUUGAGAGGCAUUGCCGAUCGACUUGGCAAAGGAAGACUGAGUGACACUGCUCUAGCCAGACCUCGCGUUUUCAUUACCGGGUAUCCAGGCGCAAAUAAUUUAGGCGAUCCUGAGGAUUUGAAUGCUGACAAGAAACCCUAUAAGGCUUUCGGUGCUCAUAUGAAUACAGUGGCCGCAAAUGAGGCCUUAACUCUGGACUCGGCCCAGAGGUACCCCGGUUUGAACAUUUUUGGGCUAAAUCCUGGCUUGGUGAAAACAAACAUUCGCGAUAACUUUUUGGGCCAAAACUCCUGGAAGUCGUCUAUCGUCGAAUUUUUCGUCGGAUGGCUUUGUCAAUCUCCAGAAGCAUACGCUAGAAAUAUAGGUCCUCUUCUUGUAACUCCCGAACUCGAAUCCAAGAGCGGUGCCAUUUUUGACAAUAAGGGCAAUGCAAUUUUGGCGUCUCAAGGGUUCACGAAAGAACUUACUGGUAAAUUCAUGCAAUCAACUGAAAAGUUGCUGGAAGAGCAUGGUAACUGA